Bacidia gigantensis is the source of this 1929-nucleotide messenger RNA. RefSeq lists its product as uncharacterized. The coding region runs from base 1 to 1929 and encodes 642 amino acids. The record is from RefSeq and is a predicted model, not a curated record. NCBI's taxonomy places the organism in Eukaryota, Fungi, Ascomycota, Lecanoromycetes, Lecanorales, Ramalinaceae. The transcript has 5 exons.
AUGAGGGGGGUAAUUAUACUUAAUCCAGACGAUGGCGACAGUCAUUCUCAUUCCAAUGGGAUUUUGAACAAUGGCGAGGCUGUUAAUUCUGAGGUGGCUGAGGACGCGGAAUACCUCACUUCGAACGGGAGGCAGGCUGAACCUGAAGAGCUUCGAAGAAAAACAGAUAUACUGGCAAAGACUCAGAAUUUCAGUCGUUCGAACUACGGGAACUUGGAAGACAAAGACGCAAUUGUGGCCUCAUCAUCUGCCAGCUCCAGCGCUACAGGGAGCAGUCGUGGCCCAAAACACUCAAAGAGCUAUCUCCUAACUCUCGCAAAUGCCAAAAAUGCCACUGGUCUACCAGCUUCUCCGGCGGCAAACGUGGACCUCCCAAUUAGUACUUUCGUUAUCUCCUCCAAAGCUCAAGUGGUCGGCCAAGUUUUAUCCUGGGCGUCUACAGCGCUGUACCUUGGUUCUCGCCUCCCUCAAAUCCUCAAGAACAGCAACCGUCGCUCUACAGCCGGUGUCAGCCUGUACAUGUUUGUGGCCACAUUUUGUGGCAACUUUUUCUACAGCGCAGCUAUUAUCGCAAACCCAUUAGCCUGGGACUCAUACGGACCGUAUGGAUGUCAUGGCUGGGCAGGACCUGAGGGAAGUGAUCAAAGCACUUGGGUGAAGCUGACUCUUCCCUUCUGGCUUGGGGCAGCUGGUGUCCUAGUCCUUGAUGCCUAUGUGAUCUUCCAGUUCAUAGCGUAUCGGGAGAAGACCGAGAAGGUCGAAAUGCUCGUUGAGGAUUCAAGAGGAAGAACUACAUGGAAAGCUGUCUCUGGCUGGAUGAGAGGAUGGGUGCCGUCGCCAGGCCGACGGCCAACGAAUGAUGGGGAUGAAGACGAGUGGCACAACAUGAGAGAACCAAACGAUCAAGUUGAUAUGUCGCAUUUCGCGGCGCCUAAUCAACAGACACCAACAUCUGAGGUUUUGGAGCUGCCAGUCAGUAGACCUUCAAACCGAAUGUCUCAGAUCCCUACACGCCAGCGCCCAGCUGCAAAUUUUCUCGCGACAGAACAGCGCCCGACAGUCUUAGAAGUCUUGUUGGGGCGAUAUGUCCUCGGCGUUGCAGCCUUUCUGCAAACAUCUCUUUUUCUACUUGCCGUCAGCGCAUCACCUCUCAAUACUCUUCCAAGCCUUCGAUCUCUCGGUGGAAGGUCUCUGAGCAUCCUCAACAAUAUCAAUGACACCGAGCUUACAGCCAAUGUCGCUUGCGGCACUGUACCCCCUGGUUCUACUCCUAUUGAUUCAAGUAUUGGCGUGAGGUUAGUCGGCUACUGGGCCCCGGAACAAUCGACGCUCUGUUUAGAUAUCUACGAUCUGCAUCACGGCAUGUACAAAUUGGGGAGCUUUCUGUCUACCUCAUUCAAUGACCCAACUUAUCAUUACAAGAAGUACCUCGACCCUCUACAUUCGCCACACUAUGACUGCUGGCUCACGUUCUUCUUUUCGAACACCCAGGACAUAAAUACAGGCUUUGAGAUUGAUAUAUACGGCACCAUCAAUGAUGUGUCGAGCCAGCGAUAUCAUGUACAUAUUGACAGGAAAGGGCGGCCAUUCAUAGGCACUGAUCAAAUUGGAGCCAACAGCACCGAUCUAACGCCGCCUCAAAAUAAUACCAACCAGGGUGUUGGGCUAAUUAUCCUCCACAGUACAAUCAGCACUUUCACCUACGGCCAGGAGUUCGUUAAUAAUGUACAUCUGCCGGGCUACGUGUUUCAGCUGAGGAUGUGGUUCGCACAGGCUGCGGAUGUGGGGAGUGUUUUUCGGGUUAGGGUCUCUUGGAGUGUUCAAGGCGUCCCACGCUCCCUUGAGUGGGUAAUUAAGAAGGAUUCAGGGUUUGUUGCUAGCCUAGGUGGUACGAACUUGACGGCGUUGGGAGUGGAGACUCUGAAAUGA